Molecule: messenger RNA, 3194 nt
Organism: Notechis scutatus (mainland tiger snake)
Lineage: Eukaryota; Metazoa; Chordata; Lepidosauria; Squamata; Elapidae
Biological process (GO): regulation of transcription by RNA polymerase II
Molecular function (GO): DNA-binding transcription factor activity, RNA polymerase II-specific; RNA polymerase II cis-regulatory region sequence-specific DNA binding
Source: RefSeq, a predicted model, not a curated record
GCUGCAAAAGGACUGCAUAACAGUGUCCUCUGUCACAAGGGUCUAUCCAAGCCCUUUUUGGGGGCUUGGCGGGACUUGCCAACCCCCCCCCCCCCCCCCCCGCUGUUUGGGCCAGUCUUUGUCGGGAAGAGGAGGCCUUGAACAAUGCCGUCGGAAAUGACCUUGCAGGACAGGCCAAAGAUGGCCACAUCACAGGCCGCGCUAGAUCACAGAUCGGAGAAGAAAUCAGGGAAGAAGAAGGUCUGCCCAGAGGCCAAAAGGGCUCCUUAUCCUCUCCGGGGUUCGAGCAGCAGAAAACCUGGGGUGCAGAAGGUCCCGAUCAAGGACACGCCCAGUUCCGAUGUCCGGCGAGAACAGUUCCGGCAGUUUGCCUACCCGGAUGCUAAGGGUCCCCGAGAGGUUUGCAGCCAGCUCCACGAUCUUUGCCACCAGUGGCUGAAGCCGGAGGUCCACUCCAAGGCCGAGGUGCUGGACCUGGUGAUCCUCGAGCAGUUCCUGACCAUCCUGCCCCCGGAGAUGAAGAACUGGGUGCGGGAAUGUAAAGCAGAGACCAGCUCCCAGGCGGUGGCCUUGGCCGAAGGCUUCCUGCUGAGCCAGGCGGAGGAGAAAAGGCAGCAGGACCGAGUUGUGACAGAACCCACCAACUUUCCCAGGGUAGGAAAAAAACCACAGGGGCCUCAACCAAAGCCGCCCGUAAGGCAGAUCAAGCAAGAAAUGGACAAGAUUGCCAUUCCAUUAGGGAACAAACCACAGCUGGCCACUGGAUGUAACCCACCUGCACAGCUGGAUCAUGUGAUGCUUGAGGAAGUCUCUGUGACUUUUAGUGAGGAGGAAUGGGCGCUGCUGGAUCCAGACCAAAGAGCUUUACACAGGGAUGUGAUGGCAGAGAACAGUGGCAUUGCCUCUUCUUUGGGAAGUGACUGGCUGGAGAGUGAAAGUGGAGAAAUCUAUGAGAUAUUGUUCGGAAAAAUUGGAAGCGAAGAGGAGGACAAGCAGAGACCAGACACCGAAGCUGGCAAAGUGAAGGAUGAAUCUCCGGGUUCUUACAACACCGAAUUCUACGAGCUUCCGGUCCGCGAAAAAAUAGAAGAUGGGAUUGAAUGGAGCCAAUGCCUUCUGUGCGGCAAAGCCUUCAACUGCCAGUCGAGCCUGAUCGCUCACUGGGAGAGCCACACCACCAAGAAGCCCCACAAAUGCCUGGAGUGCGGGAAGAGCUUUAGCACCCGGCAGUACCUGGGCUGCCAUCAGCGCGUUCACACUGGGGAGAAGCCCUUCAAGUGCGCCAAAUGCGGGAAGAGCUUCAGCACCCGCCAAUACCUUUCCUGUCACCAGAGAAUCCACACCGGGGAGAAGCCCUUUAAGUGUCUGGAGUGCGGGGAGACCUUCUGCUGGGCCAAUUCCCUGACCUUACACCAGAUUGUCCACACGGGAGAGAAGCCAUUUAAGUGCCUGGUGUGUGGGAAAAGUUUCAGCAGGAGCACCAGCCUUUCCUCCCAUCAGAGGAUCCACACGGGGGAGAAGCCAUAUAAGUGCUUAGAGUGUGGCAAGAGGUUCAUCCACAACACCAGCCUCACGUACCACCGGCAGCACCACACCGGCGUGAAGCCCUACAAGUGUUCCGAGUGUGGCAAGAGAUUCAGUCACAGGACUAGCCUGACCUACCACCAGCGCAGUCACACCGGCGUGAAGCCGCACUCCUGCACGGAGUGCGGAAAGAAUUUCAGCACCCGCCAAUACCUCAUGUCCCACCAGAGGAUCCACACAGGAGAGAAACCAUACAAAUGCACUGAGUGCGGGAAGCGCUUCGUCCACAGCACCAGCCUCAGCUACCACCAGCGCCUUCACCGCGGGGAGGAGCCCUUCCACUGUUCAGACUGCGGGAAAAGUUUCAUCACGCGCCAGUGCCUGAAUUCUCACCGCAGGAUCCACACAGGGGAAGAACCUUUCAAAUGUCUGGAGUGCGGGAAGACCUUCCGGCGACGCACGAGCCUUAUUUCCCACCAGAGUAUCCACCUGGGAGAGAAGCCGUACAAAUGCCUGGAGUGCGGGAAGAGCUUCACAACCAGCAAAUACAUCCUUUCCCAUCAGAGGAUCCACACCGGAGAGAAACCUUACAAAUGCCUGGAGUGCGGGCAGACCUUCUGUUGGGCUAACUCCCUCACCUUGCACCUGAUAACGCACACGGGAGAGAAACCCUUUAAAUGCACAGAGUGCGGGAAAAGCUUCAGCCGAGCCACCAGCCUUACCUCCCAUCAGCGCAUCCACACCGGUGAGAAGCCGUAUAAAUGUCUGGUGUGCGGAAAGAACUUCAGCACUAACAGGUACUUGACGUGCCAUCAGCGGAUCCAUAUUGUCGACAAGGCUUACAAAUGCCUGGUGUGCGGGAAGAGCUUUAGCACCAGCAAAUACCUCAGCUGCCAUCAAAGAAUUCACACCGGAGAGAAGCCAUUUAAAUGCCUGGAAUGUGGAAAGAGCUUCUGUUGGGCGUAUUCCCUUACUUUACAUCAAAGAAUCCACGCCGGUGAAGACGGAUUUAAAAGCUAGGAGUAUGAAAUUUACUUUUUUAUUUUUAUUUUUAAGCGGCGGAAGGAUGAAGCAGCCCUUAUCGUGAAAGGAUUUCAGAGAAAACUGUGGAAAUCACUGUGGAAAGAGAUUCGUGUAGAACACAGACUCCAUUUCUUUUCAUUAGAUAUGAAUUUAUUUAUAGAGAUGCUUAUUUUUAUUUUUAUUUGAUGUGUUGGCCCAUUGUGAUUGUCCAGUGUUUCCGAAGGUUUCUUUGCCAGCCCUGCUUUCAGGCACUGGGAACUAGAUUUGAAUCUUCAGCACGCGCCACAUCUAAGCGGUCGUCGGACCCCAAUUUGAAUUCUUGGAGCAAGAAGGAAAGAGUGUUUGUCUGAGCAGUGAUCUCGCUUCUCGAUGAGGACCAGAGACAUGAGAGGAUCUCUAGAAAUGCCUGGAGUUUUGCCGGGGUCUUUCAGCUGGAGAUGACGAUUCAAGGAUCCCCUAUCGUAGGUUUGCUAGGAAUAUGCUAGCAAUUUAGGAUGGCUCACCCCUAGUACAUCAAGAUCCCGUGUGGGUUCCUACAAAAUUGAGCUUCUAAAGUUCUGUGAUCCAAGGAUAAUUGAUCUUAAUGAAAGUUGUCUGAUCUAUUUCUGUAAGACAGGGAUCGCAAGUACCUUCUGAUCCUUGGCUGC